AUGCUCAUUCGGCUCCAGGCUAUGGUCACCUCGUUCCUUUGUGCCCUCCACGCCGCCCCGCUCCGCCUCCCCUCCCCCGCCGGCCCGGACGCCGGGGUCCCCUGGGAAGCGCCGGCCCCCUCCCCGGGCGACUGGGAGCUGUCGUCACCCCGCGUGGCCCUGGCCAGCCGCGCCCCAGCCGGGCCCCCCCUGCUGCUGCUGCUGGAGGAGCCGGGUGUUCGGACGGGGCCGGCGAAUGGGACGCGGCGGGCGCGGCGGGCCGAGGGGGCGGAGGCGGCCCGCCGGGGCGAGAUGUCCGUGUGCGACAGCGUCAGCCUCUGGGUGACGGACAAGCGCACGGCCGUGGACAUCCGGGGCAAGGCGGUGACGGUGCUGUCCGAGGUGCAGACGCUCACCGGGCCGCUCAAGCAGUAUUUCUUCGAGACCAAGUGCAACCCGGCGGGCGGGACGACGGGCGGGUGCCGGGGCGUGGACCGGCGCCACUGGCUCUCCGAGUGCAAGGCCAAGCAGUCGUACGUGCGGGCCCUGACCGCCGACGCCAACAAGCUGGUGGGCUGGCGCUGGAUCCGCAUCGACACGGCCUGCGUCUGCACGCUGCUCAGCCGCCUCUAA
Gopherus evgoodei (Goodes thornscrub tortoise) is the source of this 612-nucleotide messenger RNA. It is a transcript of the gene NTF4, whose product is annotated as neurotrophin 4. The record is from RefSeq and is a predicted model, not a curated record. Gene Ontology annotation, biological process: positive regulation of peptidyl-serine phosphorylation; regulation of neuron differentiation; nerve development. The transcript has 2 exons. Lineage: Eukaryota; Metazoa; Chordata; Testudines; Testudinidae. Gene Ontology annotation, molecular function: nerve growth factor receptor binding; growth factor activity. The coding region runs from base 1 to 612 and encodes 203 amino acids.